GAUUGGGAAUAUUAUCAUUCAAUAGACAAUAAAGUUGCUUUGAAAGAAAUAAAAGAUUCUAGACAUGAUAUAGUCGAAUAUUUGAAAGUGAUAAUGACUAUUAAUGAUCAUGAUAAUGGAAAUAUUGCUAAAUAUUAUGGAAUUUCAAAAAAUCCUUCCACACAUAACUACAUUUUUGUUACGGAAUUAUUUGAUGGAGAUUUAAAUAAAUUUUUAACGGAAACUUUUUGGGAUUUAGGGUGGGAACAAAAAAUAAACAUAUUAGAUUCAAUAACAUGUGGUCUUAGAAGUUUACAUGAAAAAAGUUUAGUUCAUAGUGGAAAUAUUUCAAAUUCCACCAAACACGAAAAACUUGAGGAUAGUAUAGUAGAUAAUGAUGUUAUGCACCAACUUAAAAUUGCUGAUGAAAAUCAAAGAAAUACAUCAAAAUCUCAAAAGCAAGAAUUAUUUGAAUUACUUUCAUAUUCAAAUAAGUUACAUCCACAAUCAUGCUAUAUUGGCCGAUAUAUUCAUACUCUUCAUGGAUUGCAAGAUUUAUUGGAAGAAAUAAAAUCUGGAAAUUCUUCAGAUCCUAAUUUAUUAAAGCCCAAUGAAUCAAUUAUUUUAAAGUCCAAUUCUUAUGAUACUGUUCUAAAGAAUUAA
Messenger RNA from Diversispora eburnea, 642 nucleotides. NCBI's taxonomy places the organism in Eukaryota, Fungi, Glomeromycota, Glomeromycetes, Diversisporales, Diversisporaceae. The record is from the annotation of a GenBank genome assembly.